AUGAGCCGGAGCCUCGGUCACCACCCACUCUUGCUCGCUUUUCUGUCCGUGCUGCUUCUCGUCGCCUCGGCCGUGGCCAACAGCACGUUGACGCAGCGGAGGACCAUCGGCGGCCACCAGAGGCUGGCCUCGCCCGGCGGCGCCUUCCAGCUCGGCCUCUUCUCCCUCGCCAACAACACCAAGUGGUUUCUCGGCAUAUGGUUCGCUGCCUCCCCGGACGCCGUUGUCUGGGUCGCCAACCGCGAUCGCCCGCUCGACACCUCGUCUUCCGGCGUAGUCAUGCUCAGCAGCCGAGGGGCCCUCGUGCUCCUCGACGCCGCCAGCGACAACGAAACCAUCUGGUCGUCGUCCAAGUCCAACUCAUCGACCGCGGCGGUGGCGCGGCUCCAAGACGACGGUAACCUGGUGCUCGCGGACUCGGCCGGCGCCGUCCAGUGGCAAAGCUUCGACCACCCGACCAACACGUUCCUCUCAGGGUCGUGGGCCGGGCAGGACCUCCGGACCGGCGCCGUGUGGUCCGCCUCGUCGUGGCGUGGCGCCGAUGACCCGUCGGCCGGCGACUUCCGUUACGUGAUGGACACGCGGGGCUCGCCGGAGCUGCACGUCUGGAGGAAGGGGCGAAAGACGUACCGCACGGGCCCAUGGAACGGGGUGCGGUUCAGCGGCUGCCCGGGCAUGACCACCUUCGAGGACCUUGUCGAAUUCCAGUUCACCCACACCGCCGACGAGGUGUCGUACGUGUACCGUGACCGCGUCGGCUCACCGGUGUCCCGCAUGGUCCUGACCGAGUCCGGCGAGGUGCAGCGCAUGGUCUGGAACCCCGCGACGCUCGCGUGGAGCGUUUUCUGGUCGGUGCCGAGGGACCAGUGCGACGUCUACGGCGUGUGCGGCCCGUUCGGCGUGUGCAACGCGGUCGGCGCCGUGGUGUGCGGAUGCAUCAGGGGGUUCCUGCCGAGGUCGCCGGCGGAGUGGCGCAUGCGGAACUCGUCCGGAGGGUGCGCCCGCAGCACGCCGCUUCAGUGCGGCGACGACGGUUUCUACGUUCUGCGCGGUGUGAAGCUGCCGGAGACGCACAACAGCAGCGUGGACGCCGGCGCCUCGCUCGCAGAGUGCGGCCGGAGGUGCCUGUCCAACUGCUACUGCACGGCGUACGCCGCGUCGGACAUCCGUGGUGGCGGGACUGGGUGCAUACAGUGGUUCGGCGAGCUCAUGGACACGCGCUUAGGCGACGACGGCCAGGAUCUGUUCGUCAAGCUGGCAAUGUCUGAACUUGGCCUAGAGACAACCAAGACCAACAAGCUCGUCGUGGUCAUCGCCGCGGUGAUAACAACAUUUGCAUUGCUUCUGUUAUCACUUGGCCUCCUGAUCUGGAGAAAGAUCCGGCAGCGCAAUAAGCAAGUCACCGAGUUUGAUGACAUCGUGAGAGGCGAGUGUCCAGCGUACCAUCUCGAAACCAUUAAAGCCGCCACCGACGGAUUCUGCCCCAAAAAUGAAAUAGGAUGUGGUGGCUUCGGCACUGUUUACAAGGGUCAGAUGAUAGAUGGCCAGGAAAUUGCAGUGAAGAAGCUGUCAGCAGGGAAUAGAGUGCAAGGUCUGAAGGAGUUCAAGAACGAGGUGGACUUGAUCGCCAAGCUACAACACCGCAACCUCGUACGCUUGCUCGGCUACUGCAUCCACCACUCCGAGAGGAUACUAGUCUACGAGUACAUGAGCAACAAGAGCUUGGACACCUUCAUUUUUGAUCCGAAGAGACGCGCCACCUUGAGCUGGAAGACUAGGAUGGACAUCAUCUUCGGCAUUGCCAGAGGGCUUCUCUACCUUCACCAGGACUCGAGGCACACGAUGAUCCACCGAGAUCUCAAGGCGGCCAACGUUCUCCUCAAUCGGGAGAUGGUGGCCAAGAUAUCGGAUUUCGGAAUCGCCAAGCUGUUCAGCAGCAUCGGCGACCAUCAGGUCACGGAAAGAAUUGUUGGGACAUAUGGUUACAUGUCACCCGAAUAUGCGAUGGACGGCAUGGUAUCGUUCAUGCAGGACGUGUACAGCUUCGGUGUGCUGUUGCUGGAGAUCAUUAGUGGCAGGAGGAACCAACGAAGUUUUAACCUCAUUGCUCAUGCAUGGGGGCUAUUUGAAGAAAACAAGAGCAUCGAGCUCCUUGACCCAGCCGUGCGGGACGGCCGUAGCCCGACGGAGCUAGAGCAGGCCGCGACAUGCAUCCAGGUAGGGCUACUGUGCGUUCAAGAGAGCCCGAGCCAACGACCACAAAUGGCUUCCGUAAUACCCAUGUUGUCGCACCAACAGGUGCCGGGACGGCCGCUUCGGCCGGUGGUCUGCAUGCCUGUGAGCUCUCUGGGGGAUCUUCUGGACGUGCAGGAGGACACGUCCGGCAAUGCCGAGCUGACCAUCACAAACCUUGAAGGGCGGUAG
Triticum turgidum subsp. durum (durum wheat) is the source of this 2424-nucleotide messenger RNA. The record is from the annotation of a GenBank genome assembly. Lineage: Eukaryota; Viridiplantae; Streptophyta; Magnoliopsida; Poales; Poaceae.